Messenger RNA from Calliphora vicina (urban bluebottle blowfly), 1451 nucleotides. RefSeq lists its product as uncharacterized. The coding region runs from base 161 to 1333 and encodes 390 amino acids. The record is from RefSeq and is a predicted model, not a curated record. NCBI's taxonomy places the organism in Eukaryota, Metazoa, Arthropoda, Insecta, Diptera, Calliphoridae. The transcript has a single exon.
UACAUACAUACAUAUAAAAAAAACUAUUUGAAAAAUUUAUAAUUUUUGGUAAAUUAAUAAAGCCGUGGGAGUUUAGAAAUCAAAAUUAUUAACGUGUAUGACAUAUUUAGACCGUUGAAUACUUAUUAGAUUGUAAUUGUGGAUUCGUUUAACCAAAUAAAUGUCUUAUCAAAUAAAAUCAACGCCAUAUUUCCAACGUAUGCUAACGAAGAGCAAACACAAUGGUCAGUUACAGAUGCUAAAGAAAGAGUAUGAACGUAUGAACGUCUUCGAUGAGCUUAACAUUGACAUGAAAAUGCGUGAAGUCCGAUUAAAAAGAUUGUUCAAGGAAAUUGAACACAUAAGAAAAUGUAACUUAAAAAGAAGUCAUCGAUUAGAUCUGACAGAAAAGUCUAAAACCAAAGAAGCUGAACGUUUAGAAAAUUUGAAAAAAGCUAAAAAAUUGGGUCAAUAUUUUUCACAACGCAAUUUGAGAGACGCUGAACUUGAAGCAAAAAGAUUGUUGCGAAAAAAGCACAAACUAGAAGAGAAACAGUUAGAAUCAGCUGCAUUAAAACGUAUAAAGUACGGCAAUGAAAUAUCUGAUUGGAACAGGCGAAAUAUCCAAAAAGAGUUUCAAGCGCAUUGUAUAGGACACUCAAAUAAAUUAAAUUCCUAUAUUAAGAACGACACGAACAGUGAAAAAACGUUCUGUAUUGACAGAAAUGUGAAAUUACAGCAUGAAAUUUGUUACAAUCCCAACAUAUCUGAAAACAGCAAGAAAAUUAAAAAAGUAUCACCGAUACACGGCAAGUUUGUUAAUACAAACGACUGCAUAAAUUUUCAAGUAGAUGGAAACAGUGAUGCUAAGGCUUCUUCGGUUUUAACAUUAAGUGAAAAUGUUCAUCUUAUAGAUUUAGAAACAUGUGAUAAAAUGCAUGAAGCAAUAUUAAUAGAUAAUGAGAGUAUCCAACUCAUGCUAUCCUGUAAUACAAGCAGGCAUACUAAUUCAACCAGAGCAGUAAAGAAUUGGCAAAAAUUAGCUACAUUUAUAAGGAUCCAUUUUGGAGUGCAUCGGUCAAGUAAAGUUUGUGACCAAACCAACUACAAAGCAACAAAUGUAGACGAAUUAAACAAUCGACGAUUAAAAAGUAAUGAAUACUUAUUUGAAGCGAAACCAUUCAAAUCUUUGGAUGAUGACUACACAAUGCCAAUUUUAUCGCAAAAGAGUACGUUUUUAAAGCCCACUAUAUCACCUGAAGAUUAUUAUUACAAUGGACUUGCAGAGAAAAAAGAUGAUUCAAAAUUUAGUGUUGGAAAGUUGCGUCGUUUUUUCGAACAUCACAAUGAAUAACAUUUAUUUGUAUAUUUUCACAUUUUUUUUAAAAUUGGUUUUUGCUGUUAUUCGUCCUUUUCUUUAUAUUAUUUUAUUAAACACAUAAUCCUUUGGUGUCGCAAAAGUUAUCAGGAAA